Molecule: messenger RNA, 2637 nt
Organism: Penicillium canariense
Lineage: Eukaryota; Fungi; Ascomycota; Eurotiomycetes; Eurotiales; Aspergillaceae
Product: Hid1 family protein
Exons: 9
Coding region: 1-2637 (878 amino acids)
Cellular component (GO): Golgi medial cisterna; Golgi trans cisterna; membrane
Source: RefSeq, a predicted model, not a curated record
AUGGGGGCGUCGGAGUCAAAGCUCGUCUUCAAGCAGGGCAUCUUCCGUCUCUCCGAAGAGAAGGAGAUCCCCGCGGACGACCCGUACUGGACACGAUUCUGGGAACUUCCCGAGUCUACAGAAGACAUCUUCAGCCUGUUCACGCCGGCCGACAUCCGCCGAACGCGCGAUCAUGCCUUAUGCAACUUCGAAACCCUGCUGUUAUCAGUCUCAUCUCGACUGAUAGUCCUCAAGAACCACCCCUCCUUUCCGGACCCAGAUCUUGCGCCUGAGCGUGAUGUGCUCAACUGUAUUCGGAUCCUCACUCGCCUCCUCCCCUUUGUCUACGAGGCUGAGUACUUGGAGAAGUGGGAAGAGCAGUUCUUCUGGUCGCUCGGACCAGCAGGAGCAGUUUCCCCCCACGAUGAGGAAUAUGAGGAUGUGAAGCCUCUAGCAGAAGAGCUGAUCGAUACGCUGCUGGACCUGCUCUUCUUCGCGGACUUCGGCAUCCCGGAGCUUCCGACAGCGAAGAGCAAAAUCUCGUACUCGAUCUGGCAGAGUGGUGUCGGCUGUAACACGGCGAUGGGUUCCAAUAAGAGCUUGGAGAACAAUCGGUGCGAGGUUCUCCGCUUACUGCUGACGAUGACGGGGAAGGCGAUGUACAUGCCGUCAAGCACAUUGCCCGUGCAAGGUGUCAAGGCAAUUACCUAUAUCACUACUCGCCAAGACAAGCAAUCCGUUUUGACGCUUCUAUGCUCUCUUCUUAAUACGGCCAUGAAAUAUAACCCCGCCGCAUGGCGAGUUCCCUAUGACCAUGUAGUGUGGAAAGAUCCCAAGCAAAUCCUGGUGAUUUAUUGCUUGCAAUUCCUCCUUGUCCUUCUUCUAUACCCCAUCCCGGAAGAUGGUCGCGGAGUUCCCCCAAAGAACUAUUACCGUCAUUACUUUGGGAGGUUGCAUAGACCUCAAGAUUUCCAAUUCCUUGUGGAUGGUAUGACCAGGAUCCUGAACCAGCCUAUGCAAGCCACGAGCUCCUAUCUUCCCGGUAGUCAGAGAUCGGUGAAGUGGGCUCCGGAGAUCUUGAUUCUCUUCUGGGAGACACUGCAAUGCAACAAACGAUUCCGGUCAUUCAUCAUCGAUUCCAAUCGAUCCCACGACUUUUUGAUCCUGUGCGUCUUCUAUGCUAUGGAAUAUAGGACGGAUGCAUCCAAACAAGGAGUGGUGCGACUCUGUAUCUUCAUUCUUCAGACGAUGAGCGCAGAGCCGAACUUUGGGAAGAGCCUGAAUAUGAAGUUUGAGGCACAGGAAACCUUGCCGCAAUCUAUCCGGCUCCUCAAGUUCCGCGGCAGUUAUGCUGACUAUCUUAUCAUGUCAAUCCAAACCCUUAUGACUACCAGCAAAGGAAAACUCGACACGGUUUAUCCCGCGCUACUUAUAAUCCUCACUAAUGUUGCCCCUCACAUCAAGCAUAUCUCACCGAGCACCUGUUCCAAGGUCAUGCAACUCUUUUCGUCAAUGUCUGCGCCAAGUUUCCUGCUGGCCAACGAGACUAAUCACACUCUUCUUGCGUCGCUACUUGACUUCAUCAACGCGAUUCUUGAGCAUGGCUUCACCGUCGUGCUCAUCAAUGCAGAAAACCCGUACUUGGUGUACUCGAUUCUGAAGUAUAAGGAGCGCUUUGAAGCCGUCCGAGCAUUCACCCUCGAAAGUGGACAGCAAGAAAUCGAGCGUCAGAGAGAAAAGCGGAAGGUCGGGGAUGCCCCUGGGGACUUGACUGCCAGCCCAACGCUUUCUCACUCCGAAGAAGACCUCCACCUUCCCUCUGGCGCUCGAUCGCCUCUGACACGGAUUCCUGAAGAGAACAGCGCGUUCGCCAUCGGCGAUGACGAUUCUGACGAUGAGGGGGAAGAAGGACAGCGCACGCCGUCGCAAUCCUCCCCAUCUGCUCAAACGUCGCGUCGACCCUCCUUUGCCUCGACUGCGGACGAGACCAGCUCUCAGAUCCGCGGCAUCUCUGAAAAGGCACGCGGCAAACUACCAGCUGGACGACCGUCUUUCUCGCGGCAGAACAGCAUGACCAGCCAGACCAGCAUGUCUGCUUUGUUCUCUGCAACCUCUGCUGGUUUCACGCCCACUGUAGCCUGGCUUGAAUCAUGGCUGCCGGAGCUUCCUCUACACACCAUCAUAACCCUCAUCUCCGCCAUUGCACCUCACAUCCCCGACGCUGCCCUUCAAGCCACCUCAAGCCCGGAAGCUCGUACUUUAAUUCACAAUCUGCCAUCCUUUGCUGAGGAGCCCCAAGUCAAAAGUAUACUCUCAGAACCAAACGCCGUGCGUGCCCAAUCCUUCGAAUGGUCGGCACUUUCCAUGGGCUGGUAUGAGUCCCUCCUCUGGGGCUUCAUUUUCUCUAGCGAGAUGGUAGUUGGUUCUGCUGCGGGCGCCACCCCAGGCACUGUUGGCGUCUGGAAUGGUACCGCGAUCCGGCUAUUCAAGGUACAAGAAGCAGCCGCUCAGGGUCCAACCUUGCUUGCCCCGAAGGGUGCGGUUGAUGCUGUUGGCAGCAAUCUAGUCCAGCGCAUUGGGAAUCUCAGCCUCCGAGGCCGCAGUUCGAUGUCACAGGAAUCAUCGAGCGGUGCUUCCCCGAGUGUAAGGGAAGUUUAG